Molecule: messenger RNA, 976 nt
Organism: Polypterus senegalus (gray bichir)
Lineage: Eukaryota; Metazoa; Chordata; Cladistia; Polypteriformes; Polypteridae
Product: duodenase-1-like
Exons: 5
Coding region: 26-781 (251 amino acids)
Biological process (GO): proteolysis
Molecular function (GO): serine-type endopeptidase activity
Source: RefSeq, a predicted model, not a curated record
UUCAGAGAGAAUCACAAGUGGAGCCAUGCUAGGAAUGCACUGGAGUGCCAUCAUCAUUGUCUGCCUUGGACUGGCAGGUGUCUUUGGAGAGAAGAUCAUUGAUGGGAGAGAAGCUGCACCCCACAGCCGACCUUACAUGGCCUUCUUGGAUGUAAGUUCAAAAUUUUACAAGUACAUCUGUGGCGGGUCCCUCAUUCGCCCAGAUGUCAUCCUGACAGCAGCUCACUGCAAAGGAAAGAGCAUCACUGUGAUUUUGGGGGCUCACUACCCCUCUCAAAAUGAGAAAUCCAAACAGGUAAUACCAGUGCAGGAAAUGAUCCCUCAUGAAGAAUAUGACGAUGAGACCUUCAAAAAUGACAUCAUGCUUCUGAAGCUGAAGUACAACGCUACAAUCACUAAAGAAGUGAAAACAAUCAGCCUUCCUCACAAAAACCAGUACUUUGAAGCUGGCACCACCUGCUGGGUGGCAGGGUGGGGACUUAAUGUUACUGAUGGGCCAGAGAGCGAUGUGCUGAGAGAGGUGAAGGUGAAGAUCCAGAGUCACUGUGAUUCUUCCUCACAGAUCUGUGCAAGAGGCACUGGCAGGAAGGGGACCUGUACAGGAGAUUCAGGAGGCCCACUAGUCUGCCAAGGACAAGGCAAAAUCCGUACUGCCGCAGGAAUUGUGUCUUAUGCCAAUAGUGAAAGCUGUGAAGAACCUGAUCGGAGUAAUGUGUACGUCAAGGUGUCUGCAUAUCUCAAAUGGAUUAAAAGUAAAAUCAGUGAUCGCUCUUCUGCUUGAUGUCUCUUCCAGAAGCAGGAUGAGAAGGCCACGUCUGCAUCCAGCCAGUGGGGGUCUUGAGCAACAAUCUUAUUUCACUCCCAUGCUGGUGCAGAGCUCAGUAACACAUAGAAUGCUGGAUGCUUUGUCCCCUUAAGUAGAACGACCAGCACAUGUAACUGCUUAUCUGCUUUAAUAAAGUCUGCAUUGCAUUGA